GAGGUGGAAGUGUAUGAUCGAGGCAGAUUUGUUUACAGAGGUCGGUCGAUCGACUGUAAUACAGAAUUAAGAAAAGCGAGAGCUAUGGGAAACUGUCUCGGCAAUCGGAGGGACUCAGACUCACUCCUGAUGUGUGGGGAUGAUGAAGAUGGGCAAUUUGCAUUGGGACAAGAUCAGCCCCUGAGACAAGAACAGGAGGCCUGGCUCUCUGAGGUCGCACUAACAGAGGGAUCCCUUCAAGGCAAGAGGGACACCUUCUGGGAGACGGCUCCGGUGUAUGAGGGUCGACGGGAGAUAUGGGAUGCCUUGAGGGCGGCUUGCGAGGCCACUGAUGAGGGGGAUUAUGAGCUGGCUCAGGCGAUACUUCAGGGAGCCAGUAUAUCGCUACCCAGAGGUCGACUUACUGAGUGUUACGAUGAACUUGGAAAUCGCUACGUCAUACCAAAGUACUGUAUUAGUAAACCCACCAACAUGGCAGCAGCCAACCACAAUGAUGAUGAUAUCGAGGAGAUUGUUGAUAGCACCACUAAACUGUUACAGGGACCGCCCACUCCCACUUCCCCCUCUAGGAAAGCCAGUGGCUCUGGUGAAAUACGAAGACGACUCCCCCAGGACACUGGCCUUACCAUGGUGGUGAAAGUGAGACUGUCAACGCUGUCCAAAGACACUAAAGUAACUGUACUCGAGACUGCAAGAGUGAAGGACUUAAAGAGACAGUUGGCUACUGAUCAGAGUGUGGACCCUAGGAAACUGACUAUGUUAUAUUCUGGUAGAGUACUGAACAAUGGGACACUUCUCAAGGAUUUAGAGAUCCCUAAAGGUUUUGUUAUACAAGCUGUUGUUAUGUAAGCCGUGAGUCUCAUUUGCUGCCUGUACAUUGUCAGUUUUAUUUCACAUUUCACUUCUGUUUUUGUAAUAAUGACAAUAAAAAUUGCUGCUGUACUA
Halichondria panicea is the source of this 945-nucleotide messenger RNA. RefSeq names its product ubiquitin domain-containing protein 1-like. Lineage: Eukaryota; Metazoa; Porifera; Demospongiae; Suberitida; Halichondriidae. The record is from RefSeq and is a predicted model, not a curated record. The transcript is spliced from 3 exons. The coding region runs from base 85 to 849 and encodes 254 amino acids. Gene Ontology annotation, molecular function: protein binding.